AUGUCCUUUUCUUCUUUGCCGGAUCUAUUUGGACCACACUCCGAAUCGACCAUCCUCUCCGCUUACCUACUCUUCGAGGUUUGGCAGAGGCGGUUCUGGAGGCGUCGUUUCGUCUCCUCCACUAGAUACUACCUACAGAUCUGGUCGAGAUCUGGUUGGGUUCCAUUGCUUCAAACCGGUGUUCUUGUUCCUGCUCCGGCUUCUCUGAGGCUGCUCAACAGUGAUGGUUGCGCCUUAUCGGUCUUUGUUGCUAUUUGCUAA
Molecule: messenger RNA, 261 nt
Organism: Microthlaspi erraticum
Lineage: Eukaryota; Viridiplantae; Streptophyta; Magnoliopsida; Brassicales; Brassicaceae
Source: the annotation of a GenBank genome assembly